UCCAAGGUGCUGGUGUCUCGCCCUGCCUGGAGCCUGAGGUCCCGUGCGCCCAUUUGCCUCCCGACGUCACCAAUGCGACCAUGGGAACUGGCAGUGAAUAGGCGGCCACCCUCUGCCCCUUUUAACCAGCACCGUUUCUCGGGGGGACCCUGCAGCAGCCCCGACCACCUCCGGCGAAGCCCCCCUGCCAGGCAUCAGUGGGGACGACGCGACCGACCUCUGGCAACCCCGCUGGGCCAGGAUGAGCCCCAGCUGCACCCUGCCUUCCCCCAGCAGCCGCACAUCCCUGUAGAUGAGCCCCGCGCCUACGCUCUCCCCAGCACGCCGCCACGAAUGCUUCACCCGGCCGCUCACCCGCCCCACCAGAACCCAUUCAUGGUGGAUCUGCAUGACCAGGUGCACCAGGGACCUGUCCCUCUCUCCUACACGGUUACCACCGUCACGACGCAAGGCUUCCCCAUCCACGCCGGCCAGCACAUCCCUGGGUGCAGCACCCAGCAGCUCCCAGCAUGCUCAGUGAUGUUCAGUGGACAGCACUACCCGCUCUGCUGCCUCCCGCCCCCGCUGAUCCAGGCAUGCGCCAUGCAACAGCUCCCCGUCUCCUACCAGACGUUCCCCCCCAUCAUCUCCAGCGACCAUUACAUCCUGCCGCGGGGCCUCACCAAAGCAGACAUCGAGCACCUCCCAUCUUACCGCUUCAACCCCGAGAGCCACCAGUCCGAGCAGACCCUGUGCGUCGUGUGCUUCAGCGACUUCGAGGCCCGGCAGCUUCUCCGUGUCCUGCCCUGCAACCAUGAGUUCCACGCCAAGUGUGUCGACAAAUGGUUAAAGGCGAACCGCACGUGCCCCAUCUGCCGGGCGGACGCGUCGGAGGUGCAGCGGGAGGCGGCCGGAGGCUGGCGGGCGCUGUGCCGCACAAUUCGCUAG
Molecule: messenger RNA, 927 nt
Organism: Nipponia nippon (crested ibis)
Lineage: Eukaryota; Metazoa; Chordata; Aves; Pelecaniformes; Threskiornithidae
Source: RefSeq, a predicted model, not a curated record